Platichthys flesus (European flounder) is the source of this 4928-nucleotide messenger RNA. It is a transcript of the gene camkk1a, whose product is annotated as calcium/calmodulin-dependent protein kinase kinase 1, alpha a. Gene Ontology annotation, biological process: CAMKK-AMPK signaling cascade; protein phosphorylation; activation of protein kinase activity. The transcript has 17 exons. NCBI's taxonomy places the organism in Eukaryota, Metazoa, Chordata, Actinopteri, Pleuronectiformes, Pleuronectidae. The record is from RefSeq and is a predicted model, not a curated record. The coding region runs from base 550 to 2088 and encodes 512 amino acids. Gene Ontology annotation, molecular function: ATP binding; protein kinase activity.
UGCUGUCGACGUGAGACAAACCCUGUCAGUCAGUGUGUGUUUCCAGCUGUUUGCGUGCAGCUGCGGUGAUCACGCUGCAACAACAGCCCUAUCCAGCUGUGCGGCCGAUCAGCCGCUGGGUGUCUGCCUCGGCCGGGGGGGAGGCCGGAGUGGGCUGAUCCGCUCGUGUGAUCCGGAAGACAGGGUGUGAGACAUGGGACGACACCUCGGGUCAGCAGCUGAUUCCGCCACACGUCUCGCGGAGGAGUCAGUGCGUGGAUACGUGUGAGUGAGUGUGCGUUGAGCAGUGGGGCUGCGCGCGUGUUUGAGAGUGUGAGUGUGCGCAGAGAGGGAAUCCACAACCUCGGCACCGAGCGGGACAUCCCUCCCCAUCCCUGUGACCGGAGCGAUCAGAAGGGGCUCGAACACGCCCCAGCACUCGUCUCUGGCUGUGGUGGGACUCUGAACAUCCUGACCAUAGGCCAGACAAGGUCACGUUGAUGCUGGUGGGCACCUCCCAGUAUUCUCCCCACCAUCUCCUCCUGCAUCGCUCCCAUCUACCCGACGGCCAUGGCUAUGAGCAGUGACCCUGGCUGCGAGAGGCUCGACCCUGACUCUGCUGAACAGGCCGCCGGCCUCACGAACAUCAUGGCUGCCAUGACGACGAAAGAUUCAGGCGGCUCGACUGCCAACGGCGUGAGAAACGGGGGGGCUCAGCAGGAGGAGGCUCAGGCCAAGAGGGCUCAUCCGUUGCGGCCUCACCUGACUGGAAGGAAGCUGUCCCUGCAGGAGAGAGGCACUUAUCUGUCCUCAGGCUCUGGAGGAGGCUACACACACAUCUCCCCUCGCGUGGCUCGCAGGCCCACAGUGGAAUCCAAACGCGUGUCUAUAUCUGACUCUCAGGACUGCAUCCAGUUGAACCAGUAUAAGCUGAAGAGUGAGAUCGGAAAGGGCUCCUACGGUGUGGUCAAACUUGCCUACAACGAGGACGAUGACAAGAAUUAUGCCAUGAAGGUGGUGUCCAAGAAGAAGUUAAUCAAGCAGUGUGGUUUUCCCCGUCGCCCACCCCCACGAGGACCCAAGGCAGCCCAAGGGGAGCAGCCCAAAAUCCUAGGACCCCUGGAGAGGGUCUACCAAGAGAUCGCCAUCCUUAAAAAACUGGACCACAUCAACAUUGUCAAACUGGUGGAGGUGCUGGAUGAUCCCGCGGAGGACAACCUUCACAUGGUGUUUGAGCUGAUGCCUAAAGGUCCAGUGAUGGAAGUGCCCACAGACGAUGCUUUUUCAGAGGAGCAGGCGAGGUUAUACUUCAGAGACAUCAUCCUGGGUAUAGAAUACUUGCACUAUCAGAAGAUUGUCCACCGGGACAUCAAGCCCUCCAACUUGUUGCUGGGGGACGACGGCCACGUGAAGAUUGCAGACUUUGGGGUCAGCAACCAGUUUGAGGGCAACGAUGCUUUGCUGUCCAGUACAGCCGGCACUCCAGCCUUCAUGGCCCCAGAGACGCUGUCAGACCAGCGCAAGAGCUUCAGUGGAAAGGCUCUGGACGUGUGGGCCAUGGGAGUCACUCUCUACUGUUUCGUCUUUGGAAAGUGUCCGUUUAUCGACGAGUACAUAUUGGCCUUGCACAACAAGAUCAGGACCAGGCUCGUGGAUUUCCCAGAAGUACCAAAGAUCAGUGAAGAGCUGCGGACUCUGAUCUUGCGGAUGCUGGACAAGAACCCAGACUCCAGGAUCACCAUCCCUGAGAUCAAGUUGGACCAGUGGGUGACCCAGGGAGGCAGCGACCCCUUGCCCCUAGAGGAGGAGCACUGCUCUGUGGUGGAGGUGACAGAGGAGGACAUCCAGAAUUCAGUCAAGUUUGUCCCCAGCCUCUCUGCAGUGAUCUUGGUGAAGGCCAUGCUGAGGAAGCGCUCCUUCAGUAACCCCUUCGAAUGCCCGAGCAGGAGAGAGGAGCGCUCCAUGUCUGCACCUGGCAGCCUGCUCAUGGACUCGUGGCCCUUCCGGCCCUCUUUAAAACUCCAUCCCUCUCUCAGAAAGGGAAGCACAGGUGACGGACCCAGAGAGGGAGAGCUGGAGGACCUGCAUGAGGACGAGCCCUCGCCUUGAGUCUGCCGUCCACAGAACUCCGUCCUCUUUACAUCCCCGUGCUUGGACUACUGUUUGCUCACCUCUCACACUCAGGCUUGCUUUGUUUUGUUUUUUUGCUUCCAGUCGAUCCUUUCUUAUUCCCCCAGUUUCCUUCUUCACUGUGGAGUCUCCCGGCACUAAGUGUGAUCGUCUUACCUGCUUAACCACUAUCGGCAAUGCAAUGGAUAAACCGACGAGGGGAGCUCUGAUAAUUUUCUGGAUCAGAGUAUUGUGUUGCAGAAAAGGACAAGGAAAUGUUUGUUCACUUGCAUUAAACUGUUUUGUGGUGGGGGGGACUUCUACUUUACACCCCAUCUUCACUCAUAGUCAACCCAUUGAAGAGACGAGAAACUCAUCACAGACUUCAGCAUGUAAAUGACACUAUACCGUCUCUUCAUUGGCGUACAUGGCUUUUGAUUUCUGAUCAGUGAUCGGCCAUUUGUAAUAUUGUACAAAGAUGUCUUAAAGUAACUUCAGUGUUAUCGUCUUACACCCUCGUUAUGUUUGUGCCAUCAGUAGCUUUUAUUUUGUAGGCCGAAUUACUUCCUGUGCUGCCUUCAUAGUCCCAGUUGGAAGGGGACCACACACACACACCAGGCCUCAGCUUUGUUUGAACACAUUUCAGUGUGACGUUUCCUGCUGUCAAUGUGUGUAACUAUUACUAUUCUGAUUAUCAUUUUCUCUUCAAAUCUAUUGUGAUUAUCUGAGUUUGGUUCUCGAACACUGUUAUAAGAAACUACAACAUCACACACUACUGAUUGAUGUGAGGUCAUAGUGACAGAGAAUAGAGCACAUCAAGAUGCCUGUUGUUUGAGGACGAGAGGGAACAGGAAGGGAUUAGAAACCACCCACACUGCCCUGACUCCAGUUUAUUCCAACGCCUAAUUGUCCAGUGCAGCAUCAUCCACGUGAAGUGACUGUUCAGAAACAUCUAGGACAUCUGGGAGGGUGGGGGGGAGGUCAUUAAUGUUACUGUUAAGAAGGGAAGGGUAGUCCUAGUUGAGAAGGGUCUCUUUAUUAUAAACACCCCAAAUAUACUCUUGUCAGUUCGUUGUGAGAAUGAUUUCAACAGAUUUAAUCAAUAGUCACACAUGAUGGCUCUGGUGUUCACAGUCAUUAAAGUAUGUUUAUCAUGUGCAGGACAACAACCGUUAAAUGAGAUCACACUAGAAUAUAUUUAUUCCUUUUCAGUUACUACCUUGUUUGGCAUUCGAGUUGGUUGGCUAACUCUUAGGGUAGGUUGUGUUAGUUUUUUCUGAACCGACUCAACCCAGCUGAGAACAUUUCUGCCACCAUAGCAGCUCUGCCUCAGAUAACCUAUUUGUAUUAUUUAUAUAUCUCAAUUUGUCCCCUUUUUUUUUUUUUUGCUGGUCUUGCACAUUACCCCCUCGGGGGAAAAACAGUUUGGAUCUAAACACUCGAACUACAGUGAGAAAGGAGCAUCUCAAUGUUAUGAUAAGGUCCGGGCUGCCAACAAUAACAGCAGCAGAAACAAGCUGAUCGGAGACAGGCAGCACAGCGCUUCACUUUCCCUCUCUUAGCCUGGUUCUCGGUAGCCUCCAGUGCAGCACAUUAACUCAAGUGCAGAGACUAGAGAUGGCGUGGUGCGGUCUGAAGUGGAAAUGUAUUUCACGUGAUGUUAGUGUCCAUGUUUCUGGGUUUGUGCUCAUAGAGACAGUGACCUAAUUGCAAAAUCUAAAAUCAUGUGGCUCCUGGGGAAUGUAGAUCUUUAUAUAAUUUUUACUUUUAUUGUUCAGGAGAACAGUUGACGCAUGCAUAUCAAUGUCUAAAAUGUCUUUGUGUGACUUUGUGUCAGAGGAUUGUGCUCCUCUUUUGUGUUUUCCUGUCUGUGCUGAGGAUCAGGUGCAGUGAGUGACAGCAGGGAGGUGUACUGUGUUUGCAGAGUAACCUUCAAUGAAGGGCUGAUCAAACCAAAAAGUAAAAGAUGUUGAAAUGUUUGUUUUAUUUGCUUUAAUGCUGUGCAACACUUAUCUUUUUUAUUUAUUUUUUACGUAGAUGUGUCCAGCUUUACAUUGUGUGUGUGUGUUUGUGUGUGUUUGAGGUGCAUUAUAAAUAAUCAUCUGUGUAUUAUUGGCUCAUGUCAGAGGAUUCCGGCCAAUCAUCUUUUUGUGCAUGCUUUAGUUGUUCUUGCUAAAACAUCACUUAUAUUUAAAUGUUUGCACUUUUCCCACUUACACAUAAAUGUUGAAAUUACUGCUUCUACUGGUGCCUGCCAGCCACGACACACUGUACAGUAAUUAAUCCAGAGAAAAUACUGUGUUCACCUGUAAAAGACCAUAUUUACUGUGUAUUUGUAUGUUCUCAUAAUCUCCUGUGCUCUUUGAUGCGUCACUCUCUGCAUGUCACAGAGCUGCUGCUUGGUUUUUGAGAAUUUUUACAAAAUGAAACUCAAAAUACGUUUCUAAAACUUCUUUUCUUGCCUGCGCUGAAUCGGCUUCAGCAACUGGACUGGUUUUGAAUAAACUGGUUUGGGUUUGCAUAUCUGCAUGAUGACAGAAUUGGGGAAGUUGUACAACUCUGGAGCUUGCUGGGUUUUACUUCUGAAAUGAUCCAUAACACCAAAGUACUGAAAGAGCCAGGUUCAGAGCUCAGGAGCGGUCUUUUCAAUCAGCCAGCCAACAAUUAUUUUAUCGUAUAUUAAUACCUCAAAUAUCAUGAAUCACAAUUUGAAGAAAUUUAAACAAGAAGACAAUGCUUUUUUUUUCCUUUUUUUUUUUUUUACCAUUUAUAAGGCCUAUUCAUUUGUUUGCGUUCAUUCCUGAACUGAAAUAUAUGAGCAAAAAAGUUUUCCACCUUAA